AUGAAUACCUCCGCCUGCCUCGUCGGCUGCCGCAUCGCCGGCCGUUCGGGAGCGAGCGUGAGGCUCUUGUCGCCGCCCGUCGUCUUUCGUCCAACGCCAAUUGUGCGUCAGGAAUUCACCACUAAGCGCGUCCAGCCGCAGGAAUCCCGUGUCAGCUUAGCACGUCCGCGCCCGUUGUCCCUGCAGAAGCAUGUUCCCGAGUUUGCAUCCACUGCUGUCGCCCGCUAUGCAUCCCUGGCGUCGGAACCGCAUGACGAGGAGACACCUACAUCCCCGCCUUUCACUGCUGGGCCCUACGAGACCCUGACCAUCGGCAUACCAAAGGAGAGCUAUCCUGGCGAGCGUCGUGUAGCCAUCACCCCUGCUAAUGUGAAGCUUCUCCUAAAGAAAGGCUUUUCGCGUAUUUUGAUCGAGCGAGGAGCCGGUGAAGAGGCUCAAUUCACAGACGAAGCAUACGAACAAGCCGGUGCCGAGACAGUCGAUAGAAGGAACGUCUUUUCCGACAGCGAUAUCCUCCUCAAGGUUCGCGCCCUUAGCAUCGAUGGCCCUGAUAGUGAAGUCGACGCUAUCCGCGAGGGCGCCACUGUCAUUUCAUUCAUCUAUCCAAACCAGAAUAGACCCGUUGUCGAGAAAAUUGCUUCCCGAAAAGCUACUGCAUUUGCCAUGGACAUGAUUCCUCGUAUUUCUAGAGCCCAGGUAUUUGAUGCGUUGAGUUCCAUGGCGAACAUUGCUGGCUACAAGGCCGUUUUAGAGGCCUCAAACCAGUUCGGACGUUUCCUCACCGGUCAGGUUACAGCGGCCGGAAAGAUUCCGCCUUGCAAGGUCCUUGUCAUAGGUGCCGGUGUGGCAGGUUUGAGUGCCAUUGCCACAGCGCGCCGCAUGGGUGCUAUCGUCCGCGGGUUUGAUACUCGUUCCGCAGCACGCGAGCAGGUGCAGUCUCUAGGCGCUGAGUUCAUCGAGGUUGAACUGGAAGAAGAUGGAUCUGGUGCUGGCGGAUAUGCCAAAGAGAUGUCCAAGGAAUUUAUCGAAGCCGAAAUGAAGCUCUUUCACGAGCAGUGCCGUGAGGUCGAUAUUGUUAUUACCACAGCUUUGAUUCCUGGGAAGCGUGCCCCAACGCUCAUCACGAAAGCGAUGCUUGGUGCGAUGAAGCCUGGAUCUGUGGUUGUCGAUCUGGCCGCUGAAGCUGGCGGUAACUGCGAAGCCACUGUCCCCGGAAAGCUAGCCAAGUACCAAGGCGUGACCGUCAUUGGCUACACUGAUCUGCCAUCGCGACUACCGACCCAAUCGUCCACACUCUACUCGAACAACAUCACCAAAUUCUUGCUUUCCCUUGUGCCGGAGAACAAGAAGGAGAAGUACUAUGACGUCGAUCUGAAAGACGAGGUCACCCGAGGCGCUAUUGUAUCGUACAACGGCAAGAUUCUUCCUCCUGCUCCUCGACCUGCGCCACCACCUGCACCAGCUGUAAAGGCACCAUCUCCCGCGGACCAAGUGGCAAAUGUAGUCGCGCUUACGCCAUGGCAAAGCCAAACCCGCGAAGUUGCCGCUGUGUCAGCCGCAAUGACCACGGCUGUAGCACUUGGAAAAUUCACUGGCCCUCUGUUUAUGUCUAACGCUUUCACGUUCGCCUUGGCGAGCUUGAUCGGCUAUAGAGUCGUUUGGGGUGUUGCGCCAGCACUACACUCGCCCUUGAUGUCCGUGACCAACGCCAUAUCUGGCAUGGUUGGAAUUGGUGGCUUGUUCGUCAUGGGAGGCGGGCUCCUUCCCGAAACUAUUCCUCAGACUCUUGGUGCCGUGUCGGUCCUCUUGGCCUUCGUCAAUAUCUCCGGUGGUUUUGUACUCACAAAGCGCAUGCUCGACAUGUUCAGACGCCCAACUGACCCGGCUGAGUUCCCUUUGCUAUACGCGAUUCCAGCUGUUCUUUUCGGUGGAGGCUACAUCGCUGCUGCUAGCACCGGCAUGGCAGGUUUAGUGCAAGCAGGCUACCUUGUCAGCAGUAUCCUUUGUGUUGCAUCUCUGUCUGGUCUCGCCUCCCAGGUUACGGCACGUCGAGGCAACCUCUUCGGUAUCCUGGGUGUGUUCUCUGGACUUCUGGCUUCGCUGCUUGCCGUUGGCUUUACGCCCGAUGUUCUUACACAGUUCGCUGGUCUCGCUACUGUUGGAACCAUUGCCGGUAUGGUCAUCGGUAGGAGGAUUACUCCGACUUCCCUUCCGCAGACUGUUGCCGCACUGCACUCAGUUGUCGGUCUCGCUGCGGUUUUGACCAGUAUCGGCAGUGUUCUUGGCCACUCGGGCGAUAUCUCAACCCUGCAUCUAGUUAGCGCCUACCUCGGUGUGCUCAUCGGUGGUGUUACAUUUACCGGAAGUAUCGUGGCCUUCCUCAAGCUGGCCGCGAAGAUGUCAUCUAAACCUCUGGUCCUACCUGGACGCCACCUGAUCAACUCCUCCCUGCUAGGAGCGAAUAUGGCGACAAUGGGAGCCUUCUUGACAUAUGCGCCUGGCGCACCACUGAUUGGCGCAGCUUGUCUUUGUGGAAACGCACUUUUGAGUUUCAUCAAAGGAUACACAACUACAGCGGCUAUCGGAGGUGCCGAUAUGCCUGUCGUCAUCACAGUCCUGAACGCCUACUCUGGAUUUGCGCUUGUGGCUGAGGGCUUCAUGUUGGACAAUUCGCUCUUGACAACUGUUGGUGCGUUGAUCGGUGUAUCAGGUUCGAUCCUAUCGUACAUCAUGUGCGUUGCUAUGAACCGGUCCUUGACCAAUGUCUUGUUCGGAGGCAUCGCAGCGACGCCACAAGCUCAAGCCAAGAUUGAAGGCGAAGUCACCAAGACCACGGCAGAAGCAACAGCUGAAGCACUUGCUGAAGCGGAGAAUGUCAUCAUUGUCGUCGGUUACGGAAUGGCAGUCGCCAAAGCUCAAUACGCGAUCUCUGACUUCGUCAAACACCUGCGCUCCAAAGGCAUCAACGUGCGCUUCGCGAUCCAUCCCGUCGCAGGUCGCAUGCCUGGACAAUGCAAUGUGCUACUCGCCGAAGCAUCCGUCCCUUACGACAUCGUGCUGGAGAUGGACGAGAUCAACGACGACUUCAAUGAGACCGAUGUCACUCUUGUCAUCGGUGCCAACGAUACGGUCAAUCCGAUUGCUCUCGAGCCCGGUUCCGCGAUCGCCGGUAUGCCUGUCCUGCACGCAUGGAAGAGCAAGCAAGUCGUGAUCAUGAAGCGGGGUAUGGCGAGCGGAUACGCCGACGUGCCGAACCCGAUGUUCUACAUGGAGAACACGAAGAUGUUGUUUGGAGAUGCGAAUGACAGCUGCAAUGCCAUCAAACGCGCGUUGGAAGAGAGGAAGUGA
Didymosphaeria variabile is the source of this 3348-nucleotide messenger RNA. RefSeq lists its product as uncharacterized. The transcript is spliced from 8 exons. Gene Ontology annotation, biological process: proton transmembrane transport; NADPH regeneration. The coding region runs from base 1 to 3348 and encodes 1115 amino acids. The record is from RefSeq and is a predicted model, not a curated record. Gene Ontology annotation, cellular component: mitochondrial inner membrane. Gene Ontology annotation, molecular function: NADP binding; NAD binding. Lineage: Eukaryota; Fungi; Ascomycota; Dothideomycetes; Pleosporales; Didymosphaeriaceae.